GCUCCGUCCACUCCGACGCGGCGGUGUCCUUCUGCCCGGGAGAGGGGAGGCAGGUCUGAGGACCUCUCUGUGACCAGGCCAGAACCGCCACCCCCAGCGAGGCCAGGACCCCUGCCCAGGACGGACAUGGGGCCCAGCUGCCGGCCCCACCUUGGACUAAACCUGCUGCUGCUCCUCCUGGCCCUGCCCGCCGGGGGCCAGGCUGACACAGGCUGCUACGGGACUCCAGGGAUGCCAGGCCUGCCUGGGGCCCCGGGGAAGGACGGGCAUGACGGGCUGCCGGGGCCCAAGGGGGAACCAGGAAUCCCAGCCAUUCCCGGGACACGAGGACCCAAGGGGCAGAAGGGAGAACCCGGCACACCUGGCUAUCCCGGGAAAAAUGGCCCCAUGGGACCCCCUGGGAUGCCGGGGGUUCCCGGCCGCAUGGGGCCCCCCGGGGAGCCCGGCGAGGAGGGCAGAUACAAGCAGAAGCACCAGUCGGUGUUCACCGUCACUCGGCAGACAGCCCAGUACCCGGCGUCCAACGGGCUGGUGAAGUUCAACUCGGUCGUCACCAACCCGCAGGGGGAUUACGACACGAGCACGGGCAAGUUCACCUGCAAAGUCCCCGGCCUCUACUACUUUGUGUACCACACAUCGCAGACGGCCAACCUGUGCGUGCACCUGUACCGCAGCAACGUCAAGGUGACCACCUUCUGCGACCACAUGUCCAACAGCAAGCAGGUCAGCUCGGGCGGCGUGCUGCUGCGGCUGCAGGUGGGCGAGGAGGUGUGGCUGGCCGUCAACGACUACAACGGCAUGGUGGGCACCGAGGGCUCCGACAGCGUCUUCUCCGGCUUCCUGCUCUUCCCCGACUAGGGCGGGCGGGCAGGCCCCGGCCCCCCAGGCCGUCCUCCCCCUGCUUCCCUCCAGGACCCACUGUGCUGGCCACUCUCUGCACCCUUGCUCAGGGCCCUCUCGCCGCCUGAUGGACUCCUCCUCCAGGAAGCCCGCCCAGCCCCCACCCGUGAGCUCUCUCCCUCCUUCACGAGUCACUGCUUACACUAUCCCUUUGACACGUAACCAACACCUUCUGGUACUGUUAUUAGGGCUUUUUUCAGGUCUUGGAAGAGGUGGGGAGAUACAUAA
This is a messenger RNA of Propithecus coquereli (Coquerel's sifaka), 1128 nucleotides long. It is a transcript of the gene C1QC, whose product is annotated as complement component 1, q subcomponent, C chain. The coding region runs from base 127 to 858 and encodes 243 amino acids. Gene Ontology annotation, molecular function: protein binding. The record is from RefSeq and is a predicted model, not a curated record. NCBI's taxonomy places the organism in Eukaryota, Metazoa, Chordata, Mammalia, Primates, Indriidae. The transcript has 3 exons.